Molecule: messenger RNA, 2420 nt
Organism: Esox lucius (northern pike)
Lineage: Eukaryota; Metazoa; Chordata; Actinopteri; Esociformes; Esocidae
Product: OX-2 membrane glycoprotein-like
Exons: 8
Coding region: 337-1449 (370 amino acids)
Molecular function (GO): cell-cell adhesion mediator activity
Source: RefSeq, a predicted model, not a curated record
CGCUCCACAGUUGACUUGACAGCCUCUUUUCUAUCUGACGCCUCUUGUAACGGCAGGACAGAACACAUCCCACCCAGUCAGUUGGAAGACUUCUGAAACGUUGAUAUACUAAUCAGUGUACCUCAUUAGGUUUGGCACCACGGAGGACGGAAUUAAAUGAUUCUCAUAAACUACAUUCACUGCUAAACGGAUUCAUCUACAGGGAGACAGUCUGCCAGUAAGAUGAGGUCACUACAGCACCGACCCUGAAUCUUCAACAGGACUAGUCUGGGUAGUUGAUAAGAAACCUGGAUGAAUAAUCCAACGUGAGACUUGGUGCCACUCCUGUAGACUAAGAUGUGUGUCUCUGCUCUGACUUGGCUGAUGCUGAUAUGUUUGUGGACGGUGAUUGUCAGGAUACAAGGUGCGGUUUUCACCGUUUCCAGCCUGACCGCAAUGGCCGGCGAACCCGUAACGCUGGGCUGUAAUGUCACCACAGCAACAGGAGAGGAGGUCAAGCAGGUCCGCUGGAUGGAUGAACACGGCCAGAAGCUCCUAACGUACCUGACGGUCGAGCCGGUCGUACCCAGUUUUAAUCGUGACGAUGUGGAAUUGUCGUCUUUAUCGCGCAGCCACGUCAGUUUAAUCAUCAUCAAGAUGGCGGAGUCUAGACACAAGGGCUGCUACCGCUGCGUCUUUGACAUCUAUCCCAGUGGAGCGCAGGAGGGGAAAACGUGCCUGAGGAUUGAAGGGAAAGUGAGCAACGAGGGAAAUAGAACAGCGGUGAGUGGGAAGCCCAUCACCCUGUCCUGCUGGUACAGCCUCCCAGACAGGGUGCACCAGGUACUUUGGAGGAAGACAGCCGAGCAAGGCGACACAAGCAAAGUCGCCUCCUUAGCCAAGAAAGACAAUCCCAGCGUUGAGGAGCCUUAUCGGGAUCGCGCCACAUUGAGCCUCUCCCUGGGAAACACCCAGCUCUCCAUCCGACCGGUGAGGACGGAGGAUGAGGGCUGCUACACCUGCGAGUUCCACACCUACCCAGAUGGCACUAGGAGCGCCACGGCCUGCCUCUUUGUCUAUGUGCUACCCGAGCCAGCGAUCACCUACGUGACCUCCGACGGGGUCGUCGAAGCUAACUGCACGGCCACGUCCCGUCCGCCAGCCCAGAUGGUGUGGAACGUGGAGGGGGACAACCGGACGCUGGGCCCGUCCGUGUCCUCGUCAUACAGCCGGGGAGACGGCACCACCCUGGUCACCAGCACUCUCCUCCUACAGGAAGGGCUGCUCCACGACACGCCAGUCAAAUGUGUAGUACACCACCAGGGCCUGGACUCGCCAAUUUCCGUCAACCUCAAGCUCAGCGUUGGAUCAGCCCUCACUACUCUCAUCUCGUUAUCCUGCUUGGCAGCGCUACUCAUCUGCACUCUGUGUGUGUGCUUCUGCAAGUGCUUCCUGUGCCGAGAUGAUUGAACUCUGACCUGGAACCGUGGAAAAGGGCUGCGUUCUGGCCCUCUGGUUUGACCAGGCGCUCGGCACCAUAUGCUCCAUGUCUGUGAGAAGGGACAACGUGCUUCAGUAUUUCAGGGACGGAUCAUUAAUAAUUGUUGUGCAGACCCCAAUGAAACCACUGAAAUGGAUAUACACUUUCUUCCCACCAGUGACAAACACAUGAACAAGACUUAGGCCAUGUUUCUAGGCCACAGACACCAAUGAAAAUAUGCCAUUGAAGCUUAAUGGUUCUAGCCUGGUCCCUGAUCUGUUUGUAAUGUCUCACCGACACCUAGGGUUUUUGCCAUGCCAAUGGCACAAACAGGUCAGAGAUCAGCUAGUAAUCAGCCCAUGAAAAAGAAAAGUCUAUGAUAAGGCCUGAUAACUAAGUGCUUUGGAGAUUAUUUCUGUGUAUGUAUAUACACAGGCAUUUUUAUGCUUUAGGUUGACCAAGACAGUUGGGAAAGUUAAAGAAGAGGGUGUUGCGGUCAGAACAGGUUUAACCCACGCUGCAGUGGUAUAUGUCAUGUAUCUGUACUGUUCCACCAUGUUAAGUGCUUCGUUCUUUGAAUUAGAAUGGCUGCUCUGUCUAGGACAUCAGAGCAAAGGACAAACGUUUUGGACCCUCUGAAAACUGUCUAGUAUCGACCUCUGGUGGUCAUCAGUGGUCACAAGUCCUUCAUGCUAGAAUCUGUUGUGGGGAAAAACCAUCAUGCCGCUCAUUUUGUAAAGCGCAUUUCAAAUAUCUUUAUUCUAUUAAUAUAAAACACUUAUGUUGAAUGAGAGUGAUAUGAUUAACAUGUUGUUUCAGCUGUAUGACAAAGCUGAUUUAUUUUAUUGCUCAUGCUCUACAUUUAAUGUGGUACAAUUUACAACACAACAGCCUCUGUUUAUUAGCAAUUGUAUUUUUGCCACUUUUUAUGACAUCACUAAAAUAAACCCUACUGGCCUAA